GUAAUCCGAAACCUCACAUCUCCAGAACGACCAACAACAAAAAAAAGAGUCAGGCAGAGACAGCAGCUGGCUGUCAGCAGCAGAGUGGAGAGGAGCCAAGCGAGGAAAGAACCCCAAGCCAGAGAGGGGCAGGAUGGGGGGAGACAGCCGUGAAGUUUAAGAAGACAGAAAAACAACCACCGGAGGUGGAGGACAGUCCUGCGGCACUGUUGGGUGUAACACAACGUGAACAGUGCUGGCCAGGAUGUCUUCUGAAGGCUUUCUGAAGGAAAUACAGACCAUUGGUGAGAAGUUCCUGCUUAAGCUCCAGAAGCUGCCCAAGGCUGAACCCGUGGAGAUAGUGUCAUUUUGUAUUAUCCUCUUCUUUAUCGUUACUGUGCUGUCACUGAUGACCCUAGCCUGCAGCUGUUGCUGCUAUCGCUGCUGCUGCAAUGGAAGCCCUGAUCAGAGAGGCAGGAAGAUCCAGAUCCAGCCAACUGCUCAUGUGUGAAAUGCAUCAGGAGAAGACAGUGAAAGAGGACAUAGGAGCCACUGUGGCUGAAUGGCCUGGGAAUGACCCUCUCUACACUAACCCUCUGAACGGGCUGGUGGGAGUGAAUGAGAAUACGCUGCAGAGGUAGGGUAUGUCUUCACUAUCCGCCGUAUCGGCGGGUAGCAAUCGAUUUAUCUGGGAUCGAUAUAUCGCGUUGCGUUAAGACGCGAUAUAUCGAUCCCCGAACGCGCUCACCGUUGACGGGGAGCCCAUAGGGUGACCAGAUGUCCUGUUUUUAAAGGGACAGUCCAAUUUUUUGGGGACUUUUUCUUAUAUAGGCGCCUAUUACCCCCAACCCCGAUUUUUCACAGUUGCUAUCUGCUAACCCUAUGCAGAGGAGGAAAGUGGAUCAUAAGAUGGACUAGGUUGUUCUGCAAUGAUCACUGCCUGGGUCUGUGAUGUGGCCACAUAGGUAACAGUAUUCUGACAUCCUUGUCUCCUUGCCAUAGAAAGAAACAAAAACAGACUUUUCCCAAAGCGAACAUUGCAGCUGGGCUGGCAGAAAAUUCCAACAGGCUCAUUCUUUGUGAGCAAAGAGCAGCAAACCACAAAGAGCACAUGCAGACUGCCCUGGGGUUAGGAAGGUCCCCUGCUCUCUUGAUAAAUGACCUAAUCCAGUGACGUGGUGCUGGGCACUAGCAAUUCCUACUGUCAUCACUGGAGAUAUCCAUUACCAGCACCCGUCAGGAUCAAGCCCAAAGCAAGUAUGGCUUUUCCUUCCCUGUUCUACUUUCUUUAAAACCAUGAGUAAUAGAGUACGUGAAAUUUAACAGAGCCAUCCACUCAGAGCACAGCAUGACAUGAACUUUCAGCUGGCACAUGAGCUCAGAGACUGGAAGUACAGUUGGCAUCAAAUGCUCCCUGCUUUUAUUUUCUCAGUGUUACAAAGACAAGAAAACUGCCAAAGAGGAAAACAAUUAGACUAUGUGCAAUAUCCCUCAUACACUGAAGGAUGAAGGCAAGAGGGGAAAACCCUAACCCAAAUUGUUUUGUUUGCUUGCCCUGCCAGUAAUCAUUUUUUAAAAAAAGUUUUUAUUUAGAUCCUUCUCUUCCAUGAAAAAGUGUUGUUUUUUCUGCAUAUUGCAGGGUGAGUGUUCAGUACAGUGCAUGGGGCACUGAAGCAGAUGUACAAAUCCCCAUUAUUAUUCAUGGGAGUAGCAUGCCUCGCUCCCUGCACUAAAGAUGGCCGGUGUGUAGUUUAUAUUAACGGCAGCACAUGUUUAAGGUAUAUUUAUUCACACAUGUAUUUCAGAGAAAGAAUAUACAGUGAGGGCAGUGUUAAUUCAGGAUAUACGUGCAGCAGCUGAGAGAUGGCAUCAUGACAAGUGGUGGAGCAAACUGGAGCCAAGCAAACUGUACCGCUAAAGUGCAAAUAAAUACCUUUUCAACACUGCAGCCACUGUGUAAAUUUGGUUUAUAGUCCAGGGAACUUCAAAAGGAAGUUACAUGUGUAUAAAGUCUGCAGCAUUGGGCCCGAAAUUUGUAAUUAAGGGUAGGAAAGGAGAAGAAAAACUACUCCCCUUUCUCAGUAAUCCGUUAGUUAAAAGAGGUUUAAUUUUUAAAACUGAAAGCAAUUAUGCCACAAUAUGAACUGAUCACCUUUAAGAGAAAUUAAAACAAGCCCAUUCGGAGUUAAGAGAGUGUAAACAAAUCUUCUACUCGCAUUUUGCAUUUUGACUACUAUGAUUGAAACAGCCAAAUGGACUACAUACAUAUCUACAGUGCCAGAGUUCAGCUAAGGUGGGCUGAGUUACAAAGCUUUGAAUAUGAUGCUUUUUUAACACUUGCUGACACUUCUGUAAAAAGGGGCAAUGAAAAGAGGGAAAAUAUUUAAAAGAAUCCCUUACCUAAAUUACUAAGAGCACCCUAGAUUAUUAACAAUAUCCUCUGUGUGUGUGUAUGUGUACACACACACACACACAAAUACACACACACAAAAUCAACUAGUUUACUUUUCACCACUUGUGUUGUUUAGCUUUUUGUUCUUCACUCAAUUAGAUUUGUCCAUUUUGCAUCUGAGUUCAUUCUCAUACUUUGGAACAAUUCUGGAAGCUGCCAACAAUGCAGAGGAAUGUUUAGAUUAAGAAAAAACAAUACCGCAGCAUUUCAAUUGUGCAAAAAUAAAAUGCAUUGUAAUAGA
This is a messenger RNA of Chrysemys picta bellii (western painted turtle), 2672 nucleotides long. RefSeq names its product small integral membrane protein 5 (gene SMIM5). Lineage: Eukaryota; Metazoa; Chordata; Testudines; Emydidae. The record is from RefSeq and is a predicted model, not a curated record.